CUGUCAAACGGUCGUGCGAAAAAGGUUUGUUGACGCUCGUGUCUUCCGCCAGUGUGCUUUAGCGCGUGUCCGUUCACGUGCGCUCGGUUGAUACGGCGCGAUAAACAGUGUUUGGCGCUGUGUAUUUGUACGAGUACCGUGAACAAGAUCGAGUGCGAUCAGAUCAGCGAGCAGAUGCUGAGGUGUUUUACUGUAUAAGUGAAAGAUUUGCUCGAAAAACUCUAUCAGAUCAUGCGAUCAACGUGCUAGAAAUCAUAGUCGCUUUGCCAUAAAAUCUCAAAUUACUAAAGAAAAGUGUCGUACAAUGUGAUUUUUUUACCACUUACAGUUUCAAAGCUUUCAACUAAUUUUUCUCGAAAAAAGUGAAUCAUUGUCACAAUUUCAAUAAGCUGCUAGACGAUUAAAUACAGUCGUUAUAUUGAUGCAUCCACUCCGGCCAGAGUCAGUGAGGUCCGGAAUUGAAUUGCUAUCAUCAAAAUGGUGGAAAGACACCGUGCAUAGCCGUUAACUAUAUAGCAGACAUUUCCAGCAGCUGUUCCAUUGUUCAGUGCUCUGUAGAAAAGUGUUCUGAGUGUGCAAGCAGUUUCUCAACAACAGCAAUAAAUUAAUUAUAAAAUCAUUCAACCGUGUCGGAAAGUGGAACAAAGCUGCAAAAUUUAAGCGUAUAGCUGCUUGUAGAUCGUGUUAAAUCAGUUGUAGUGCUUUGUGCGUCUGUGAACGUGUGUUUAGCAGCAGUGGAUUGCAAGGAUAAUUAUCUUCAAGGAAAGGAUAACUUCCCUAGCCCGUUCGAAAGAGUCCGCUGUUUUCCCGCGCAACGAUCGAGAUAAUUCAAAACCCUUUGCCACGCUUGAGAUGGUCUUUAGUGGGUCCGGUCCUUCGGUCUGGUACCAGCGCAGGCCGGUACAGUCCUAGAACCCGGUCAGUCAAACGUGCCCUUCAGUAAGUCUCGCGCCGGUAUCGGCCGAUACACGAGCCGUAUCGGUAGCAACGAGCAAAGCCGACCAACGCACACCCACACAAACCCACGGGUACCCGCCGAGGUCCAUCGCCGUGUAAGCUCCUGGCACGGACGCACAGCACGGACGCAACGCUGGCCCACAAUCCUCCGGCCGGGGCAGUGCAGCGGGGCAAAGAUGCAACCGUUGCCGCCCGGCGCAAGAUGACGAUCACAGGCGAGGGCUCACGCUCCGCUAGCCGGUGGUGGUGCUGCACGCAGAAAGCACCAAACCACCACCAGCUGGCCCGCGACAGUAGCAAGCGCACCCGACACCGAACCACCCACAAGCGGAGAGAGUCCGCGAUGAAGCGGACGAAGACAGCGGCGACAACGACGACGGCGAGGAUGGAGGGAACAGUGGUGCCGUCCAUCUUGGAAUUGCCGCCAACGGACAGCUGUAGCCAUACUAGUUUUAAUUAUAAAUUUUAUCGUUACCAAUACCUUCGACCUGUAGCUAUUCUGUACAUAGCGUUAGCGGUAAUUCUAGCGAACGUGUCAGCAUUUGAGCCGGACUUUGUAUAUCCGUUGGAGAAUGUAACCGUUGCAAAAGGUCGCGACGCCACGUUCACCUGCGUCGUGAACAAUCUCGGUGGUUAUCGGGUGGCCUGGAUUAAGGCGGACGCAAAAGCAAUCCUGGCGAUACACGAGCACGUCAUCACGAACAAUGGCCGGUUGUCGGUGACGCACAACGACUACAACACCUGGACGCUCGUGAUCCGGAACGUCAAGAUGGAGGACCGGGGCGUCUACAUGUGUCAGGUCAACACGGAUCCGAUGAAGAUGCAGGUAACGGAUCGAUCAGCAGCCCGGCUGCAUCGCACUACAGUAUCGCUGUCUCUCCCUUUCUUUCCCUCGCUGCUGUGGCAGACCGCUUUUCUCGAGGUGGUGAUACCGCCGGACAUCAUCUACGAGGAAACGUCCGGCGACAUGAUGGUGCCCGAGGGUGGCUCGGCCAAGCUCAUCUGCAAGGCGCGCGGCUACCCGAAGCCAAAGAUCGUGUGGCGAAGGGAGGACGGGCGUGAAAUCAUCGCCCGCAAUGGCACGCACGGCAAGAUGAAAGCAACGAUAGUCGAAGGUGAGAUGUUGUCGCUGACGAAGGUGACACGUUCCGAAAUGGGAGCGUACAUGUGCAUCGCCUCGAACGGCGUACCACCGUCCGUGAGCAAACGGCUCAAGCUGCAAGUACACUUUCAUCCGCUAAUCCAGGUGCCAAACCAGCUCGUCGGUGCGCCGCUCGGCACGGACGUAACGCUCAUCUGCAACGUGGAGGCAUCCCCGAAAGCCAUCAACUACUGGCAGCGUGAGAAUGGCGAAAUGAUCAUCUCAAACGAGCGUUAUCUGAUGAACGAGAACGAAAGCUCGAUGUACGCGGUCCAGAUGACGCUGGUCAUUCGCAAGCUGCACAAAUCGGACAUGGGCGGCUACAAGUGCAUCUCGAAGAACAGUAUCGGCGACGCGGAGGGCACGAUACGGCUGUACGAGAUGGAGCUGCAGAAGAAAACCAAGUCGGCACACCGCGUCAACAGCGUCGAGGAUACCUCAGGCAACGACGAAAUCAACUCAACGCCCAACAUCGACCAGUCCGACGAGAGCAACAAAAUCCACAAAAACGGCCGGCUUUAUAAGGGUUUGCAGGCGGGCGAACACGACCUAAUCAGCUCCAGCACUAGCGAUGCGUCCGUCCGUGUAGGCCCGGUCACCCUGUGGCCGCUAGUGGUUGGCGCCCUGGCCCUAGCCCUCACGCACGGUAACACGCCACGGGUACGCUGUUAAGCGGAACAACAGGGGGGCGAGCGACCUAGCGCAUACGGUUCACCGUCAGCAACAACCGUCGCCUCGAUACGCACCGGAAGGAAUGGAUGCAGUUUGCUGCAUGUUACCGAAGCUUCGGUGCACCUUGUUGCAGUGUUACAGUGGCAGCUCCUGCACGACGAAGAGAGCAAAUCGUUCACGAAACGCUUCACGCGACUAGAACACAAACAUUACUCUAAAGCCCGGCUCUCGAAUCAUACAUGGCGGUAUAACGAUUGAGAUUGAUUUCACUCGCAUGCGUCUAAAGGUAUGCACUGUGCGUUACAAACUGACGCUCAUUGCAUUGCGUGUCCUUUUACUGCGCGCCACAAACUAGUUCAGUUUUAAUAGCUCUUUCUUUUUGUAAGCCCACCCUCAUGCCAUCAUACAACUUGAAUGUAUACGUACACAACAUAGAAGCUUGUUUUGGGUUGAUUUCUUUUUUGGAAGAAAAAAAAAUGCUAUAAAGUAAUGAAAAUAAUUAUUUCAUUUUCUCACCGUGUUCGUGGUUUUUUGAGCUGUGAGUAGGGAACUUUGUACUAUAUAAGACAAUUCUUCAACGAUUGGACUACCAAUAAGAUCGUGGAAAAUGGGAAAAGCAUCUACUACCACUGUAAGCUAUAGAGUAUUCAGUGCUCAUCAAAGUAUUGUCCGAAUGUGUGUGUGUUUGUUUGUGUGUGUGUGUGUGUGUGUGUGUGCGCGUGUGUGUGUGUGUGUGUGUGUGUGUGUGUGUGUGUG
Messenger RNA from Anopheles arabiensis, 3526 nucleotides. It is a transcript of the gene DIP-beta, whose product is annotated as protein amalgam. The record is from RefSeq and is a predicted model, not a curated record. The transcript has 10 exons. Gene Ontology annotation, cellular component: neuron projection. Lineage: Eukaryota; Metazoa; Arthropoda; Insecta; Diptera; Culicidae. Bases 1160 to 2770 code for a protein of 536 amino acids.